AGAGAGAAAGGCCGAUAAAUGCGUUCGGUCCUAAACACCGAGAUCAGAAGAAAAAAAAUCCGUGUAAAUCCCAAAAUUCUGGGGAGACAGACAUUUUGCAAAAGAAGUCCAAAAAAAGACAUCAUUUUAUCAUUUACUGAUGAUGUUUCCAUUAACAGAAACUCUACUGUUUCCUUGAACAGCUUGGUACCAGUGACAGUGACGUAUCUCGGUUUUCCUGAUAAACAAAGACACCGGGGGAUUCCAAUAUCCUGAUAAUGCCCCAUGACGUAUUUUUUCAAUCCAGAUAACAAUUUCGGAAUAAAGGAUCAUCAGUGUUCUAUUAUCUUGUGUUGUGUCAUGUUAUCCUAAGCUUUCUUUCGUUGUGUCGUUAUGUGCCUCAGUUGCCAGCAGCGAUCGUUGAGGCCAGAAGCAGCGAGUCGUGAAAAACGAGGAACCGAGCGAGGAACGUUGUCAGACUCUUGGGGCUUUCAGAAAGUGUAUUCGGAUUUGUUGAUGAUUGCCACGGAAUGCAGCUCGCAGCCUCACAGAGACCACAUCCUCCUCCCGUGCCUCCAAGGCCGAGUAGACAGGUUGUCGCUGAAGCCCUGAAAAGGUCCCCCAGGCCUCCCUGCCCCACGAGGCAGGCACCUCCGCCUCCGAAUACCAAACCCUGGAGGUCUGGAGAACAAGAGGUUGCGGCCAAAACUGUCGGAAGGACCGUUGUUUACGAAUCAGGCAAGGACGUCGGGGAGGAGAAGGAAAGAGUUGAAGAAAAUGAGGAGAAAGAGAAGAUUGUGGAGCCAAAGGUUGAGGGAGAAUCAAAGCCAGUUGCGAGAUCUGAUUCCAGAAGGCAGAAUCAGAAAGAACCAAAAGUCGAGGAGGUCAAACCUAAUUCGAAAAUCCAGGUGACGAAGCAACUGAAAGUCGAAAAGGAAUCAAAACUCCUGACGAAACUGAUUAGCGAAGAGAGGCCGAAAGAUUCUGAUUCGAAUACGAAGUUGCAGAAGAAAGAGAUUGAAUCAAAGUUUGUGAAAGAAUCGAAAUUCCUAACGAGGUCUGAUUCUGCAACUAAAAAGUCAGAAGUUCAAUCUUUUCCUGAGAUAGAAGCCCCUCGUCAAAUCCGGAGAGCUAGUGUUGAGUCAAACUUGAAAAAAGAACUCAAACCCCUAACGAGAUCCGAUUCCGGAAGUAAAAAGUCAGAAGUUCAAUCUUAUCCUGAUAUAGAAGCCCCUCGUCAAGCCCGGAGAGCUAGUGUUGAAUCAAACUUCAGAAAAGAAUCCAAAGCCCUAACAAGAUCUAAUUCCGGAACUGAAGACUCAGAACGGAAGGGAUUUUAUCCUGAGUUAGAAACCCAACGUCAAAGUCGAAGACCUAGUGUCGAGAGCCUCUUGGAGAAUGAAAUUUACGAAUUAGUAGAAGAGUGUCGUCUCAAAAACCUCGAAAAACAUGGACAAGGGGCUAAAGAGAUCAGAUUGGGAGACAUCCACCUGGAUCCCACGAGGCCUCGACUCCGUUCCCAAAAAAUGAGCUUCGAGUCUAGGGAGAGGGCUAGAAGUAAAAAGGACGAGGUUGAUGGGCCCCAAGUUCCCGAUAGUGAAAAAUUGAAACCCCUCAAAGGUCCCAAACCUCAGGUGAGACGAAAUCUGCGACCACCUGUUCCGACAAGAAAUAAUAUUGUUCCAAGUGCAGAAAUGAGAGAAUCCAAGGCCGGGAAAUUGAAGUUUGACGAGGGAGCGAGGGUUGCGGGUCGACCCACGCUACCUCUGAAGCCCAGGCCAAGAUUGGACUCAUCAUCGUCGACUGGUGGGAUGACGAACGAUGGGACCGGUAACGAGAAUAAAAGUAUUUCGAGUGAUGACGGAGCGACGGUGGUGAUUGUUGAUGAAUCGGAGAGGAAAGCUGUCGCUUUUAAUGAUGACGGGGAUAAUAUUCAUCAUCAGGACUGGCUGGAAGCUGGGGUUCGUUACUCGUCGACGCAAAUCACCCUCUCGGGUGACGAAGCCAGCGAUCGUGUCAACGGAUUCGAUCACCUCGAGGACGAGGUGGAGUUCGGUGACCUCGAUUUUUCCAGUAUACUUGAGAGGAUAGCGAUGUCUUCCUUCCAAGGAUUGCCGCCGCUGCCACGGAGCCUCAGUGGAUUCAAUCUCAACAGUGGAAGGGGAGAAGCAGGUGAACCACCUCCACCUCCGACGAGAUCAUCGAGCAAGACUCCGAGGAACGCAAAAACACCUACGAAUCUGUCCCAAUCCGGCUCAAGACCCUCGCCACCUGCGAGACAACUCACCACCCUUGACACCCAGUUGGCCAUCCUCAGGCGAGAAAUGUUUGGCCUCCGACAAUUGGAUUUAUCGCUACUCUCUCAACUCUGGUCGCUGAAUGAAUCGAUACAAGAAUUUCGACAACUUCUGCAGGACCAGGAAGACAGAGCACCAUCUCCGUCGCCAAGCAGCGAGGAAGGAGAUGACACUUCCUACGGAGCUCAUCCUCCACCUCCUCCGAGAAGACCUGCACCAACUUUACAUCACCACAGACCUUCAAAACCUCCAAGACCUCCAAAACCUCCACCCAGCGACGAUUCUCCGUCCAGUGAAGAAUAUGGAGCCGUUUAGCUUCCUCUCUCUCGAGUCUCCAUUUUCCACGUCCACUCGCGACUUUUAUUGCAAUUGCCAAAAAAA
Belonocnema kinseyi is the source of this 2657-nucleotide messenger RNA. Its product is annotated as actin cytoskeleton-regulatory complex protein PAN1-like. Lineage: Eukaryota; Metazoa; Arthropoda; Insecta; Hymenoptera; Cynipidae. The transcript has 3 exons. The coding region runs from base 510 to 2591 and encodes 693 amino acids. The record is from RefSeq and is a predicted model, not a curated record.